CUCGGAAUCGCCCCUGCUAAACCUCAGCAGGCUCUGUGGGUGCAAACCCCAGCUCGGCCAUGUCUCGCUUAGGGGGCACUGCCCCACACCAGUGUGAGCACCCUGAGAGCACCAGCCCAGGGGCCCAAACCCGGCAGCCAGCUGCUACCACCAGUACAGCUGGGCGGGUUCUCCCCAGGGACGUGGGACCCCCAGGUUCAAGUCCCUGAGGAUCCCAAUCAGGCAGAGCAGGGACUUGACCUGGGUCUCCCAGAUGAGCGCCCGCACCAUGGCCUAUCCUGGGUGCCCCAUGCUGGCCCCGAGAGCCUUUCCCGCAAAAUGUCCUGGUGCCACGGAAUCAUUUUCCUCCAAAAAACAUUUAGUUGAAAAAUUCCCACCUGUCUGGGCCUGUGGAACGUGCCGGGGCCGCCCGCUCUCCGGCGUCCGCCAGCCCAGCACGUGGCCCGCGCCGGGGCCGCCCGGGGCAGAGAGGCGUGUGGCACGGGGGGGGGCACCAGACAAGCCUUGGGGGUUCUCUGUGCACUGCCCUGCUGGGCUGGCACUCCGGGGAUGGGCCUGGCAUCUGCAGAGGGGUGUGUCUGCCUGGAAUGCCAGCCCCGAAUCCCACUGCUCGGCCUGCAUGUGCAUUGCUCGUUUAAAGCGGGCAGCGUUGGCAGAGCAGGGCUGGCUCAGCAGAGCCGGCACCGGGCACCAGGUGCCCUGGGGGCCCUGAUCUCGGUCAGAUACCAUAAUAGAAAGCAUACCCGGGCUGUGCCCUGCGCUGCCAGGGCUCCGGGGUGUCCGUGUGGUGACCCCCCCCACCCCUUUGUCCCUGCCCUCUGGGCCGCUGCCAGGCACCAUGCAGGGCUGUGACCAGAAGCCGGAAUCUGCUCCCCCAGGUGCCACCCGCAGCCGGCCUGGGCUGGGCCCUGCUCGGAGCUGGGAGGGGAGGCGGAGGAGGCGGGGAGCAGUAGCUGGAGUUGCCACUGGCUGCCUGCCUGUCCGGGAGCGAGCGGCAUUCCUAGGCAGGCGGCUGCAGAGCUCAGCCGGGGCCUGCAGCUGUCACUGGCAUCUGCACCCUGGGCAGGGACCGGGGCUGGCCAGCGGCUCGUCUGCCCCAUCCGCUGGCUGGGCAGAGGUGCCAGGGCGUUGGCAUUCCACUGACCUGCCCUGGGGCCGGCAGCUGUGCGCUGUGGAGCUGGGGGAUUGGACCCUUCUCCUGGGGGACAGAUGGGGGUCAAGCACUGACCGCACCAGAGCACCCUCUGCGGCCGAGGGAGAUGCGCCAGGAGGUAACUGAGCCCGGCGCCGUGGCCCCCUGGCCUGUGGCCCUGCUGCUCCUGAGCCUGGUGGGGCUGGCGCACCCGGAGAGCCGUGCGGAGGAGCCGGGGCGGAGCCGGGGGGGGCGGGCGGCCGAGCCCCCGCCCGGGGCCAAGUGCACCUACACCUUCGUCGUGCCGCGGCAGCAGUUCACGGGGGCCGUGUGCUGGAGCAGCGGGCGGGCGGCCCCCGCGCCGCCGGGGCCCGAUGGCGGCGAGACGCGGGCGCAGCGGGCGGAGCUGGGCCGGCAGCGGGCGGAGCUGGGCCGGCUGCGGGCGGAGCUGGGCCGGCUGCGGGGGCUGGCGGCGGUGGACGGCGCCCUGGUGAGCGAGGCGAAGGCCCUGCGGAAGGAGAGCCGCGCCCUGAACGCCCGCGUGGGCCAGCUCUACGCCCAGCUGCUGCACGAGAUCCUGCAGCGGCGCCAGGGGCCCGGGCUGCGGGCCCAGCUCGAGGGGCGCGUGGCCAACGCCUCGGCCCAGGCCCUGCGGCUGGCCGCCGGCUACCGCCAGCUGGAGCUGAGCUACCAGGCGCUGGCCGCCCUCGUCAACAGCCAGAGCGCCCUCAUCGCGCGGCUGGAGCGGCGGUGCCCGGGGGGCGCCGGGCCAGCCCCCCCGCAGCCCCCCCUGGUGCCGGUGGUGCCCCUCCGCCCGUCCGGCGUCGCCAACGAGAGCCGGGCGCAUUUCGACGCUGCCGCCGAGCUGCAGAUGGACCAGACGGAGCCGGCGCCCCCCACGCUGCCCCCCAGGGCCCCGGGGCCCUGGCGCGACUGCCUGGAGGCGCGGCACAGCGGGCACCGGGCCAGCGGGGUCUAUCUGGUGCAGCCGGCGGGCACAGGACAGUCCCUGCAGGUCUGGUGCGAGCAGGAGCUCGAGGGCGGGGGCUGGACCGUGAUCCAACGGCGCCAGGACGGCUCCGUCAGCUUCUUCACCACCUGGCACCACUACAAGCACGGCUUCGGGACGCUGGACGGCGAGCACUGGCUGGGGCUGGAGAACACCCGCCAGGUGACGGGGCAGGGCCCGGGGCCCUACGCGCUGCGGGUGCUGCUGGAGGACUGGGCGGGGCGCCAGGCGUAUGCCCACUACGACCGCUUCGCCCUGGAGCCCGAGAGCGACUCCUACCGGCUGCGGCUGGGCCGGUACCGGGGCAGCGCCGGGGACUCGCUGGCCUGGCACGACGGCCGCCCCUUCAGCACGCUGGACCGGGACCACGACGCCUACAGCGGGAGCUGUGCCCAGCACCAGAGGGGCGGCUGGUGGUACAAUGCCUGCGCCCACGCCAACCUCAACGGGGUGUGGUACCAGGGCGGGCCCUACCGCAGCCGCUACCAGGACGGCGUCUACUGGGCCGAGUUCCACGGCAGCGCCUACUCCCUGCGCAAGGUGGUGAUGAUGGUCCGGCCCGCGCCGCCCGCCCCCGACGCCCAGCAGCCGCCCGCCCCCGACGCCCCGGAGCCGCCCGCCCCCGACGCCGCCUGA
This is a messenger RNA of Caretta caretta (loggerhead turtle), 2777 nucleotides long. RefSeq names its product angiopoietin like 6 (gene ANGPTL6). Gene Ontology annotation, cellular component: fibrinogen complex. The record is from RefSeq and is a predicted model, not a curated record. Gene Ontology annotation, biological process: platelet aggregation; blood coagulation, common pathway; fibrinolysis. Gene Ontology annotation, molecular function: extracellular matrix structural constituent; protein-macromolecule adaptor activity. NCBI's taxonomy places the organism in Eukaryota, Metazoa, Chordata, Testudines, Cheloniidae.